AUGGCGAGUAUCUUCUCCAAGAUCGUCACGGCCCUCGUAGGGCUCCUAGCUCUAGCUCCCGCAGCUUCUGCGUUCACAAACCCCAUACGCAGCCCCGGAGGAAGUGAUCCGUUCAUGGUGUAUACUGGCGGCUACUACUACCUGAUGACCACGACAUGGACGGACGUGGAGAUGGCACGCGCAACCACCAUCGAGGGUCUCAAGACCGCCACAAAGAAAGUGGUCUACUCCACCUCGACUGCCUCACAAUGCUGCAAUCUCUGGGCUCCCGAGGUUCACUAUCUCGGCGGCAAGUGGUACAUCUACUACACGGCCGGCGAAACGACUGAUCUCGACGGCCAACGGCUCCAUGUUCUGACCGGCGGCUCCACUCCCUGGGACACAUUCGCCUACACCGGCCAACUAACAACCGAAUGGUCCAUCGACGCCUCCGUCCUCCGCACCAACGCAUACGGCAACUUCCUCAUGUUCUCCUGCUUCCACGGCGUAACCUACCAGUCCAUUUGCCUGCAGCAGCUAGGCACGGACUAUGUCUCCCUCACCGGCAACAUCCACGUCAUCUCGCAGCCCACCCUGGAUUUCGAGACGCACGGCACACCCGUCAACGAAGGCCCCGUCGCGCUCUACUUCAACGGCGUCACUUACAUCGCCUACUCCGCCUCGUACUGCUGGACACCGUACUACUGCCUCGGUCUGUUGACCUGGGACGGGGAGACCAACCUGACGUCGGCGAGUGCCUGGACCAAGCAUAAUGGCUGUGUGCUGUCCUCAGCGAACGGAAACUAUGGCACGGGCCACAACUCGUUCUUCCAGAGCCCGGAUACCACGCAGACGUGGAUCGCGUACCAUGCUACGAACAAUAGUGCUGGUGCUUGUGAUGAUUCGCGGUACACGAUGGUCCAGUUGCUCGGGACGCAUAGCGAUGGGAGCCCGAAUUUUGGGACGCCGGUGCCUUUCGGCCAUGUGUAUAGUGAGCCGAGUGGGGAAUAG
Molecule: messenger RNA, 990 nt
Organism: Aspergillus viridinutans
Lineage: Eukaryota; Fungi; Ascomycota; Eurotiomycetes; Eurotiales; Aspergillaceae
Product: glycoside hydrolase family 43 protein
Exons: 2
Coding region: 1-990 (329 amino acids)
Biological process (GO): carbohydrate metabolic process
Molecular function (GO): hydrolase activity, hydrolyzing O-glycosyl compounds
Source: RefSeq, a predicted model, not a curated record